This is a messenger RNA of Ustilago hordei, 609 nucleotides long. RefSeq lists its product as uncharacterized. NCBI's taxonomy places the organism in Eukaryota, Fungi, Basidiomycota, Ustilaginomycetes, Ustilaginales, Ustilaginaceae. Bases 1 to 609 code for a protein of 202 amino acids. The record is from RefSeq and is a predicted model, not a curated record. The transcript has 4 exons.
AUGGUUCGCGGCAAAGAGCUCUCUGUCGCUGACCGCUCCACGAUCGUCACCCUACACGAACAAGGCAUGUCCUAUGCUCGAAUAGCCUCCUCAGUUGGCGUAGCUAAAACGACUGUACAACGUCGUCGCCUCGUACGUCAAGCCCUGAAAGAACCUACUCUGACUUGGAAACAAUUGUCUGCGGAGCUCAACGGCCUCUCCAUCUCUCGUGUUCGAAAACUAGCAUACGAAGCAGACCUUAACGAUCCGAGAAGCCAUCGUCAGUCCAGCGAAAACCGCAAACCAAUUCUGCUCCUUGACGAGGCGUCCGACAACGUCAUUCCCUGGCUCACCAAGCUUUCGGCAAAUCAGACUAGAACUUGCGUUCAUGUCACUCAAUGCAACAUUCACCUGCUGAUCGAUGACUGCACUAUGCAACCACGCCACGUCUGCUUUUGCCUUUCCAUUGGCACAGCCUUUUCUUCUCCGCAACGAUCCAAGACCACCCGACGUUCGGCACUUUUUGUACAGCCUUUGUGGAGUUUGCGAAUCAGGGUGAUUGCACCAAAAGAAUCUGCGUAUGCCAAGCCUCGAAAGAGAACAAAAGGCUAUAUCCGGCAACGUCCUUGA